AACGAAAAAAUUUAAAAAUUCCUCUAAUUUAAAUAUUCCCCGUGUCCCUGAUUUAAAUAUUCCUCCAAUUUUGUGGGUUGCUGAUUUAGAUGGGCGCAAAGAAGGCCUCGAUCCUGAACCGUCUUGUCAACGUCAAGGUCGCCGCCACUAAUCGCCUUGAACCGCCGCUACACGCCGAAGCUAAAGCGUUGACCACCGCUAUCACCAACCACCUCCACUCUGGCAGCCUUGCAAAGGCCGUCUCAGUCCUCUUUGCCGCCCCAUUCCCUUUCCCUUUCUCCCUCUACUCCGAUCUCUUCAGAAUAUGUGCCUCAAAAAAAGCCAUUGUCGAGGUUCGGAAAGUGGAAUCCCACUUGGUCACCUUCUCCCCAGACCCGCCGGUUUUCCUGCUCAACCGAGCUAUUGAGGCUUAUGGAAAAUGCAACCGCCUAAGGGAUGCCCAGCAGUUGUUCGAUGAAAUGCCCCAGCGAGAUGGAGGGUCCUGGAAUGCAAUGAUUACUGCGUAUUCACAAAAUGGGCAUGCUGAGAGUGCGUUGGAAAUGUUUUUCCACAUGCGUCUGUCUGGGGUUUGUGCGACUAAGAUCACAUUCGCAAGUGCUCUUGCAUCCUGUGCUUCUCUCUUGAAUGUAUGGGUUUUGAGACGAGCCCAUGCUCUGCUCGUGAAGUUUGGCUUCUCUGGGAAUGUAAUUCUUGAAACUUCACUUGUGGAUGCGUAUGGGAAAUGCAAAGAGAUGACUGAUGCUAGAAGGAUGUUUGAUGAAAUUGAGAACCCAAAUAAUAUUUCAUGGAAUGUGAUAAUUAGAAGGUACAUUGACUUUGGUGCGGGAAAGGAUGCUUUGUUUAUGUUUGCAGAGUUGGUGAGGAAAAGUGUGGCUCCUCUGACAUUUACUGUAUCCAAUGCUCUUCUUGCAUGCUUGACCAUUGGUGGGUUCAAUGAAGGGCUUCAAAUUCAUGGGUUUUCUAUCAAGGUUAAUGUUGAGAUGGAUAAGGUGGUUGCUAGUUCUCUUAUUGAUUUGUAUAGGAAAUGUGGGGAUAUGGUAAGUGCUCAGAGGAUUUUUGAUCUGCUGUGUUCAAAAGAUUUGAUUCAUUGGACAACACUAAUGUCAGGGUAUGCGAUGAUUGGGAGAACAAGGGAGGCACGGGAACUCUUCAACAAGAUGCCAGAACACAAUGUGGUCUCAUGGAAUGCAAUGCUUGCAGGCUAUGUGCACAGUGGGGAAUGGGAUGAAGCUUUGCAUCUUAUCUUUCUCAUGUCCAAACAGACCUGUGACAUUGAUGACAUUACUCUUGGAUUGGUCCUCAAUGUUUCUGCUUCCCUUUCUGAUGUUGGAUUGGGGAAACAGGUUCAUGGAUUCAUGUACAGAAAUGGAUUCCACUCCAAUUUGCAUGUUGCGAAUGCGCUUCUUGACAUGUAUGGGAAAUGUGGAAACUUGAGGAGGGCUAUAACAUGGUUUCAUGAAAUGGGUCAACGGAGGGAUACCGUAUCUUGGAAUACUUUAUUAACUUGUUAUAAUUCCCACGGGAUGGGUGAAACAACACUGACUAGUUUCUCAAACAUGCUCGGUGGGACGAUACUCAGUAAAUAUACUUUUGGAACACUCUUGGAUUCUUGUGCAAAUACUUAUGCUCUUAAAUCAGGCAAAGAAAUCCAUGGAUUUAUCAUUAGAAAUGGUUAUGAGAUGGAUACUGUGAUCAGUGGAGCUUUGGUUAACUUGUACUCCAAAUGUCGAUGCCUUGAUUAUGCUCUAGAUGUUUUUCUUGAAACACCACAAAAAGAUUUGGUUCUGUGGAACUCUUUGCUGCUGGGAUGUUAUCAUAAUAAGAGGAGUGAUUGUGUGUUUGAAAUGUUUGAAUUAAUGAAGGACAAGGGAAUUAAACCAGACUCUAUAUCAUUCCAAGCUAUAUUUCUUGUGUGCAUUCGUGAGGGUUGUGUACAUGUAGGUAGGCAGUACUUCGAUUUAAUGAAUGAUCAAUAUAGCAUUACCCCUACGUUGGAGCAUUAUGAAUCCAUGAUUGAGCUGUUUGGUCGGCAUAAAGCCUUCAAUGAACUUGAUGGUUUCAUCAAGGAGUUGCCUUUUUCUCCCACUCCAAAGAUGUUAGAGAGAGUUCUCCAUUUUUGCAAAGAGCAUAAUAAUGUCAAGUUGGAAAAAUGGGCUACUAACCAACUACAGCAACAGAAUUCAUAGAACUAUUUGUUCUGAAAUUGUGUAAGAUGCUUAACUGCACUGCCCUCUAAGAGCCUAGUAGUAAAAAUUGCUCAAUAUUCAGUAUGAGAUUAAGGAAGUCUCUGUGCUGGGAUUGAUGCAUUGCUUGAAAAUAGUUUGGCAUCACAGAUUUGCAUCUGGAGAUCAUUUGCAAUUCAAGAAAGCUGCAAGGCAUAAGGAUUUGUUCUACAUUCUGUUCAAUGCCCCUUUUCCUGUGACCAACCAUUCGGCGGAUUUUUCACAGUAUCGCUAAAUGCAUAUAUGCAUGUUUGUAUUUUAUGUGGUUGAAGAUCCUUUGCCGAAAGUUCCAUUAGAUACUGCGCUAAUAUCUCAGUGGUUAGCUACAGGAGUGCAGCCUGCUUUUCCUGAAAACCCUCCUCAAGAAGCACUCCAGGACAAUAGAUGAAUGGAAUAUGAAGAAGAUGAAGGUUCAGUUGACCUCAAGUUACCUGUAAAGCAUGUUUUUAUCCCAUGAACUUCAGCUUGGCGAGUGCAUGGUGCUAUGGCGGUAUUGUUAAAGCUGGUGUUGGUU
Messenger RNA from Cuscuta campestris, 2736 nucleotides. NCBI's taxonomy places the organism in Eukaryota, Viridiplantae, Streptophyta, Magnoliopsida, Solanales, Convolvulaceae. The record is from the annotation of a GenBank genome assembly.